AUGUCCACGGUAUCAAAGCUGGAAAUUCGGGGCAUUCGCAGCUACGGAGUCGACAGUGCAGACGUCCAGAAAAUCAACUUCCGCACGCCGUUAACGCUGAUAGUUGGGCAAAAUGGCUGCGGAAAAACAACCAUUAUUGAGUGCCUCAAGUACGGGCUGACCGGCGAGGUACCACAAGGCACGAAUCGCGGCAUAGGUUUCGUGCACGAUCCGAAAAUAUUCCACUCGGUCGAGUCGCUCGGGCAGGUCAAAUUGAUGGUGAAAGAUCACAUGCAGAACACCGUUACGGCCAUUCGAUCGAUGAAAAUAUCGCUCAAGGGAAAGAAUCCCAAGUUCGAAACUCUCGACUCGACAAUAGUGCUGGAAAACGCGGAAACCAAAGCUAAAUCAUCAUUGACGCGCUCCCGGACGGCCGAUAUUAACAACGAAAUGUGCGAGGCCAUGGGAGUGUCGAGGGCGAUUCUCAACAAUGUCAUAUUUUGCCACCAAGAAGAUUCGUGCUGGCCACUAGAGGAACCGAAAGAGCUCAAGAAGCGGUUCGACGCAAUCUUCGGCACAACCGAAUAUAAUCGCCUGCUUGACAAGUUGGUGAAGAGCUCCAAAGAGUACUGUGAUCGGCAGAAAGAGAAACAGGGCGAUUUGAAGUUACUGCAAGAGUUGAAGACUCAGGCCGAACAAAAACGCGUUCAGCUGGAGGACACUGACCGGAAGCACACUAAUUUGCAACAAAGAAUAAUCGAACUUCAGAGCGAUAUCGAUCCUAUUUUGAAGAAACUCGACGAGUUAGCUCUCAUCGAAAGAGAGUACAACAUGCUGAUUGCCAAAAAGAUCGACUUUAGUUCAAAGAUCCAGAGCAAACAAGAAGAGCAGAGCAAGCUUAAAUCUAAAAUUACGCAGCUUUUUGAAGGCACCCUGAUCGAACUCGAGCAAGAAAUAAGAAUUUUUCAACAAAAAACCGCAUCCAAGAAGUCUGAGCUUGAAGCGACAAAGGGCGAACUUGAAACGACCAAGUCCAAAGAUCGCGUAAUUCAAGGCAAAUGGCUACAAAUGGACCAACAACGAAUUGCCAUUAUCACGAAACAGCAACGUGAACGAGAACUUAAGAUAGAGCGUAGUAAAAAGAUUGUGCUGCUGGGAGAGAAAUUAAAACUCUCACUGCCAGCAGACUGCCAUAGCGCCACGGUGGACCUGAGUGUAAUCCAGUCUACCAUCAAAGCCAUACAGCAGGCAGUGCAGGCAGAGACCAGAAAGGUUCAGUCGAUGGCCACAGAAUAUGACGAGGAAGAUGUGCUGAAACAACGAGAAAUCGAUAAGUUACGCGAGGCAAAAGCAACACUGGAAAGUGAUUGCCUCUCGAAACGAAAACAGACUCAGCAGAUGGAGCGGGACAAACUGCAGGCAGAAGGUGAGGUGUCCAAAAUAGAGCUCUCUGCUCAAACUCUUAGCCAGCUGAACAACGAAUUAGUGAAACUCGAGCACGAAUACGAGGCGCACGUAAAAAGUGUAAAUCUUCCGGCCAUGAAGGAGGAGUUGGCCAAGAAAAAGAGAAUGCGCGAUCAGUUGCAGGAUCAGUUGGAACAGUUAGAAGAGCGUAUCAGUGCGAUGGACGAAUUCGCAAUAAAAGGACGGGAAUUAACACUGAAAGAACAGCAAUGUAAUGCCCGCGAUUCAGAGUUCAGGCGAAUGCGAAACAAGCAUGCCGAUAGCUUACGUGGCCUGUUCCCCGAUCGUACGAUUGAGUCCAACUAUAAGCGGAACGUGCAGGACCUGUACGAUGCACUGCAGCAAGAGAUCAAAACGAUUCACGAGAAGGCAAACCGCUCACAAAUGGUCGUCACGGAGAUGGAAACGCUGAGAAAAACCCAAAAGCUACAGCAUGAACGUCUUGUGCGGGAGUUGGCGGAGGCCGAAGAAAAAAUUUACUCUGCUUGCCGUGGGAAUCCGUAUGACGAGGUGGUGGCCAAGUUGAAGGAAAAGAUUGACAAAAACACUCUUGAGCACGGCGAGGAGCGCUCGGCCAUGGUGCUGUUUCAAAAAUUCAUCUCAAACAUCAAAUCUGACAAAUGCUGUCCGGUGUGUGACAAAGAACUAAACACCGACGAUGUUCAGGAUGUAAGUGGUAAGUUAUCGGAUAAAAUUCGGCGACUGCCACAGAAGAUCGAAUCGCUUGAGAGAACCUUAAAAAACGAACGCUUGGAAUAUGACAAGUUGUUGGCAUUGAAAUCGGUCGUAGAAGAGUUGGAAAAGCAAAAGCUCGAGUUGGCCAAACUGAAACAGCAACUUCAGGACACCGAGCGUCGUCUCACGAAGGCUGCCGAUGAGCUAGAGGAAUAUCAGUUGGCAACGUCGGAACCGGCGGCUAAUCUGCAACUGAUCAGUACCAUCGUUGGUGAUAUGAGCGUUUUGGAUGAAAUGAGCCGAGAGGUGGACAAGCUGCAACGUGGCGUAGAGCAACUGCGUGGCGAGUUAGGCUCCAAAGUAGCGGACGGUGCGAGCAUCGAUUCGCUGAAGAUCGAUCGAGAAUCAUUACGGGGACGGUUAAAGACAGAACGGCGCCUAACGGAUGAGUUGCAGAGCGAAUUCGACACAAUGUCGGAAAAGUUGAACAAUCUACAGUCGCGUAAUAACGAAAUGAAAUCGAAAAAGCUGAAGCUUCAAGAAUCCGUUCAAUCAUUGGAGCAGAAAAGGGCAAUAGUUCGGGAACUGGCCGGAAAAAUAGGUAUGCACGAAGCUGAGCUUAAGCAAGCUCAGCCUCAAUUGGCUACCCUAAAGCAGGAGUUGGAUCAGAAAGUCGAAGAGAAGUCGCGCACAAAGCACCAAAAUGCCCUGUCGUUGCAAAAGGCUCGUAAAUCUUUGGAAGCAUUGAACUUUGAUGAGACCGAAAUUGGACGACUAGGUAGCGAGCUGGGUGAACUGGAAGCGUUGAACCUGAACCGCGAAGUCGAGCGUCUACAGGAUAAAAUGAAACAACUUAAGGACGAACGUGACAGCAUAGUACUAUCAAUUGAAAAGCAAAUGGACACAAUUGAAACUAUCAAGCAGGACAUCACGGAUCAGCAUGUGCGCGAGCGGAAUCUUAUCGACAAUCGUGACUUGAAGCGCUUGAUUCGUGAAUCGGCGGACCUUGUAGCCGAACUAGACGCUCUGAAGAAAAACAUGGGAGAAAUGGAACUAAGCAGUGUGCAGAAAGAGCGAACCCGUCUUAUCGAUCUCCGUGACGGGCUGCAGGCCAAACGUAGCGAAGUAAACGGACAAGUGAGGGAGUUGCAGCUGCAAAUAAAGGGCCUUCGAGAGGUCUUGGAGCAGAGCAAGUUCAAAAAUGCCAUACGUAAUUUCCGCAAAACGUUCUGCGAAGCGGCAGUGCUGGGCAAGAUGGUGAGCGAUAUCAAAAAGCAUCGCGAUGCGGUCGAAAGGGCCUUGCGUGAAUAUCAUACCGAAAAGAUGGUCGAAAUAAACCGGAAUAUAUUCUCGCUAUGGCGCGACAUCUACCGCGGCAACGACAUCGACUACAUUCGCAUCAAGACCGAGGAUGAUCCGAACGCGCCGGAACGGUCAGACAAGCGUCGGCUGUAUUCGUACGGUGUGGUUCAAGCGAAGAACGACGUCGAAAUAGAGAUGCGCGGUCGUUGCAGCGCCGGACAGAGAGUUCUGGCGUCACUGAUCAUCCGUCUCGCAUUGUCGGAAACGUUCAGUGCCAACUGUGGGGUGAUGGCCCUCGACGAGCCCACCACUAAUCUGGACCGGGACAAUAUCGAAUCGCUGUGCGACUCUUUGCGGCGGAUUGUAGCUGAACGGGCGCACAGCAACUUUUUGCUCGUCGUCAUCACCCACGACGAGGAAUUCGUUACGAAGCUGGAAAAGUUUGAAACAUAUUAUCGCAUUUCACGCAACAAUGAUGGCAAAUCCAUCAUAACGGAAGAGCAACUGUAA
Messenger RNA from Anopheles cruzii, 3930 nucleotides. RefSeq names its product DNA repair protein RAD50 (gene rad50). The record is from RefSeq and is a predicted model, not a curated record. The transcript is spliced from 3 exons. Gene Ontology annotation, molecular function: double-stranded telomeric DNA binding; G-quadruplex DNA binding; single-stranded telomeric DNA binding. Gene Ontology annotation, biological process: telomere maintenance via recombination; chromosome organization involved in meiotic cell cycle; double-strand break repair. Bases 1 to 3930 code for a protein of 1309 amino acids. NCBI's taxonomy places the organism in Eukaryota, Metazoa, Arthropoda, Insecta, Diptera, Culicidae. Gene Ontology annotation, cellular component: condensed nuclear chromosome; nucleus; Mre11 complex.